CAGCUCCAUAUUUUUGUGCAGGAUCUGUUUUUUUUUUUCUUUUCGAGUGCAAGAAAAAAGAAAACAACAGAUCGAGGAGGGAGCGACAAGCCGAGAUAAGAAAGACGGAGGGGAAAAGUGAGGGAUAAAGAGAAUAUUGAGGGGCGAGGCAAAGGAAAUUAAAGCCGAAAGGGAGGGAGAACAGAGUUGUUGUGUUGUGAUUUUUGCACGUUCACUCCACUCAUACAGCGUUGUAAAGUUGCUCCGCAGGGACACAGGAAGGACUUAUCAUGACGACCGAAUUGCAAGAGAUUGCCAUCAUGGAAGACAAGCCUUUACUUACGACUCAGACAGACGGCAUGAAGGAUGCCGAGAUUGCAGCCAGAAUAUUGUUGGACCGGGGGCAGGAGUACAAUGUUGAGACUCCACAUGGUUUUCUGCAUGUGACUCUGCAUGGCACAGGAAGCACUCGUCGGCCAGCUAUACUGACCCUUCAUGAUGUGGGAAUGGACAGUAAGAGCUGCUUCUCAUCUCUCUUCAAGUUUGAGGAGAUGCAGGAGAUCGUGAAGAACUUCACAGUGGUUCAUGUAGAUGCCCCAGGACAAGAGGAGGGAGCUGCACCCUAUCCUGCUGGGUAUCAUUAUGUCUCCAUGGAUCAGUUUGCUGAAAUGAUCCCAUCCAUCGUACAGUUCUUCAAUUUCCGUUCUGUGAUCGGAGUUGGAGUUGGAGCAGGGGCCUUUGUGCUCUCAAAGUUCGCACUUAAAAAUCCAGACUCUGUGGAAGGACUUGUUCUGAUAAAUAUUGACCCACACGCUCGUGGCUGGAUGGACUGGGCAGCCCAGAAGCUCAGCACACUGACUUCCUCACUUGCCGAUCAGCUUCUUGGUCACCUCUUUAGUCAGGAAGAGACUUGGGCCAACACUGAGCUUGUUCAAGCACACAGAGAAAGGAUUUCAACAGCCCUCAAUCUGACCAACAUCGACCUCUUCUGGAAGAGCUACAACAAUCGAAGGGAUCUGAACAUUGAUCGCAGCAACACCCUCAAAUGUCCUGUCAUGCUGGUGGUAGGGGACCAGGCACCAUAUGAAGAAGCUGCAGUGGAGUGCAACAGCAAACUGGACCCAACCACAACCUCAUUCCUAAAGAUGGCUGAUGCUGGCGGGAUGCCCCAACUUACUCAGCCAAGCAAGCUGACCGAAGCGUUCAAAUACUUCAUCCAGGGAAUGGGAUACAUGGCUUCCUCCUGCAUGACCCGUCUGUCCCGCUCACGCACCACCUCCCUCUCUUCAUCCUACUCCCUGGAGGGCUCUCGCUCACGAUCACGCACUCUCUCCCAGGGCUCCGUUGGUGGAAACAUGCCCCCUAGCCCCUCCAACACAAUGGAGGUGUCCUGCUGAAGAGCAAGAGAAAGAUUAUAAGACAGAGAGAGAGAGGGGUAGAUAGAUGGAUGGAUAGAUGAAUAAGUGGCAAGCCACUACUUUUGUGAGGGUCAUAACAAUCAGUCAUAUCCAUUCAUCAAAGUGUGAAGCAAGAAGAGAGACAUAGAGAGCGUUAUACUCCUCUUACCAAACUAAAUCUCAUUCUCAUAUAAUUCGCUCAUCCCAUACUUGGGGAAAAUGAGAGAUUCUUAAAGGAAGUGAAACGGAAACAAGGGGCACGGGGAGAGAGGCAGAAAAAAAAUCUCUCUCACUAUCCCUCUGUCUGCUUUACAUCUGAGGUGCAGGUAGGGGCCUGUAGAGAGACCCAAGAUGUAGUGAUAACCAAUAGUAAUACUUCUAAUAUAGCAUAUUGAUUAAUAAUGAUAUCAAAAUCAUGACAAUGUAAUUAAAAAAAAAACAUUUUGCUUAAUUACAUGUUGGGGAAAAAAAAACAAUAGAGUAGCAGUACUCAUCACGUGUCUUGAGUUCUUUUGGUAUACUAUUUGGUGUGUUUGGAGUGGGCUUUUGUAUGGAAUAUAAUUGUAAUAUUCAUGUGACGCUUAUAGGGCCAUGGUAACAGGUGUUGGAUAAAUACCAAUGUCUUUCGGUGGCAGCCAGCUCAUGUCUUCCAUUAGACUUAUUUGAGAACAAAAAUAAAGUGGGGAAAAUGUUAAAUUUGUGAAAAAAUGUUAAUGAGACGUUAGAAUCGUUAACUGCUCCCAACUGCGUGGUCGAAUCGCUACAAUCGCUUUUGGAUGUUAAUUAUGUGAGAGUAUAAGAAUUAUACUCUCACAUAAUGUUGAAUUUUACAGUUAAAAAAGAGCAAAACAGAAAUUUUUUUUUACCUGGAUAUUUUUUUCAACAUCAGCAGAAUUGAUUUUAUUUUAGUACGGCUGUAUCCCAAACCUUGAGUGUUUGAAGAAAUCCAAUCAACCAAGUAAUAAGUCUAAAACAAACUUAACGCUGGUGUAAGAUCUAAAAAUCAGCACGUUACUGAAGCCUAAAAAUUCUUACUGCACUUUAAAUAGAAACAAAUUAGUCAUUUGAACAUAUUGGAUCUCACAAUGCCUACAGUUUAUUAACAUACAGUAUACCCCCAGAUGUACUUCCAAUUCCAGAGAAAAACACAAUGACCCUUAUUCAACGAAGUUGUGUAAAAUUAAGCUCAGUCUUGGAUCCGUGACGUGACACGAGAAGAAAACAUGCAUUUGUAUAAUGAAAUUAUCUGUUGCCUGGAGUUUUAAUGCGCAAAAAAAAAAAAAAAGUGCUGAAUCAGCUCCAUCUGAUGAACUUAUCCUAACUAAUUCUUUAUAUACAUGCCCCAUGCAUGACAUUUCCUGAUUUUACCUCACAAUCUUUGAGCUGUUUAAGGUUCCAUUCGGCAGGAAAGUUUAUCGAAUGUUUGUAGCUUAGUUUGCAUCCCUUUUUUGAACUCCGGUCAGAUUUGACUGAAAUCACAGCGUAUGUGUAAAACCAAUCAAAUUCUUAGUUCAUUUAAAAGACAUGAGUUAAUAAGUUAUGUCUGAUUUUUGUAUUAUUAUUAUAAUAACCUAGACUGCAAUAUCUAAAACUCUGAAUGCCAGGUCAAUGCUUUAUGAUGCCUUUAUAAUACACAAAUUCAUUACUGUUACUUAAAUAAGCCACUUUGAUUUCCAUUGACAAACUACUACACUACUACUGCACUACGCCCCAUUAAAUAAAUUUGACUUCAAGGUUACCUUAUACUGCUUUACUCACAAUAUUGGCUUACUAUCGACUUGUAUUUUAGUUUUUAGUUUUUUAGCCUCAUGAAUGGCCUCCUCUAUCAAAGCAAUCAUGAUUCUGACAAUGAUGAUCUGCCAGCAAAUCCACUGCCGUUACACUGUCACUAAUAAUAGUCAAACGAGGAGAAAUUGAUCUUCAAACUAAGGUGUAUGGAUUUCAAGCUAAUCCUUGGACACACAUCUGAUGUGUGUUGUCUUUGUGUGCUCGAUUACACACUACUAAUCAAAGCUUCAAUAUAAUUUUUGAUCCAAUACAGAAAUCAGUCGUUCAAUUCAGUCACAAAUCUGAAGUUGCUUGUUUACGGCGUACACUGCCAGCGCAUUAGCUAACUAGCUUUUGCCUGAAAGCCUCUGGAGGAACUGGCAAGUUUAAACCGAUGUAACAAACAGCCAUAUAUUCAUGGAUACAGCCAAAUUACAAACCAAUACAAGAAUUGCCCCCCUAGACAGCACUUUUGUAUUGAAGAAGCCAUGAUAAUCAGCCCAGCACUGCCGUAUAACACCAAAUCAUUAGACAAUUCUCUGUAGACAUGACACAGUAUCUUGUUAAGAGUUUGCUAUACGUAUCUGUUUGAUAGGCCACAUCAGUGUACGUGUCUCAUGUAGCCAGAUCGCACUUAAACCUAGGGACUUGGUUCCAAUUCUGUUUUUAGGAUUUCCUUAGCAACGCCAGAAUUUCCUGAGGUAAUUGAUAAACUUAAAAUAAAGUUUUCAUAUUGAAGACCAUUGCUAGCAAGGAACUGCUGCAACAAAUUAUCACAACAGAAGUACAAGUCAGCAAAACUAUCGAAUCGGUUGAAUCGUAGCCAGAUUUUUUAUUUCUAGGGGUUUUCUGUAAAAGCGAAUAAAGUAGCUGUUACUAUCUCUUGCUGUGAGUGGUGAUUGGUGGCGUCGCACUAUUGAAUUGUACCGGAUGUUAAAAACACUAUUGGACCCCAAGGCUGGUUCAUGUUAUGUCUUUAGUGCUUUAGUUGGAGCUAAAGAACAGCCGUUGCUGAAAUAUGGCAUUGCUAGUGUAAGGCUUCACCAAAAAAGAGUAAAGGGAAAAGUCUUGUAGUUUACUCCAAGGGGGUUAAAAGGGUAAAAAAAAUGGAAGUGUCAGUUCUUGGGCUGGAGCUGUGUGAUUGUUCUUCCACUUUAUAUUUUAUUUUAUUUUUUUUUACUUUUUUUUCUUUAAUCAUACCCUUUUAAAUGCUCAAUCCUCCCAGUGUUUCUUGUUGUACUAGGUUACUGUCUCACUGUUCUCACAGGUUAGUCAGUGUGCUAGUUCUUGUGUAACCUUUUUUUAGUAUUAGAAUGUAAUAAAAAGGGGGGAUUAACAUUAUUAACAAAAACAUGUGUAACAAACUACAAUCCAAGUUUCUUGUGUGGAUAAUUAUGUGUAAUGCUAUGAACAACCGAAAAAAGCUAUUAAUAAAAAGGAAGUAAACCAG
Messenger RNA from Silurus meridionalis, 4593 nucleotides. RefSeq names its product NDRG family member 2 (gene ndrg2). The record is from RefSeq and is a predicted model, not a curated record. The transcript is spliced from 16 exons. The coding region runs from base 270 to 1376 and encodes 368 amino acids. Gene Ontology annotation, cellular component: cytoplasm. Gene Ontology annotation, biological process: signal transduction. NCBI's taxonomy places the organism in Eukaryota, Metazoa, Chordata, Actinopteri, Siluriformes, Siluridae.